Molecule: messenger RNA, 920 nt
Organism: Candidula unifasciata
Lineage: Eukaryota; Metazoa; Mollusca; Gastropoda; Stylommatophora; Geomitridae
Source: the annotation of a GenBank genome assembly
AAAAUGUUUCGAUCGGACCGUCCCUGUUUCGAUCAGCUGGGUCUGGAAUUCAGGCACCACUGGAUGAAAAUUUAACACCACUGGAUUGCUUAUUGACACUGCUGACAACUGAUAUCAUUGACAGCCUUGUUGAAAACAUAAAUCUUUAUGCAGUGGAAAAAAUAAAGAAAAAUAUACCAUUGAGAAAGAGAUCUACAUUGUCUGAGUGGCAGCCAACGACUAGAGAAAUUUGUUUUCAUUUUCUCAGUGUAGUGAUAGCGAUGGGAAUUACACCGAAACAUGACAUCAAAGAUUACUGGUCUACAAUGAACCACAAAUUCACACCAUGGUUCGAGGUAAUGUUUCCAAGAACUAAGCUCUUGCUUAUUUACCAGUCAAUGCUGCAUGCAUCAGAACCCAAUGCACAAAGCCAAGCAAAGACUGAGCCAUUUGUGAAAAAUCUAGUAGCAAAGUUUCAGUCAGCAUUUUACCCAUAUGAAAACUUUCUGUUUCAUGCUAAACAGUACAAUGCAGCCAAGCCUCACAAGUAUCAUAUAAAGACAUUUGGUCUUUGGGAUUCAAUCACAGGCUAUGUUUAUAAUCUGCUAAUUUACUUUGGAGCAAAAACUGCCUACAACCCUAUGCUUGAUCCAACAUCAACUCAUGCUGUAAAAGUAUUUUUAACCUUACUGCAUGGUGUUGCAAGCUAUCAUCAUUUAUUUGCAGAUAGAUUGUAUAUAUCACUCCCUCUCAUACAAUUUCUUUUAUCCAGGAAAUUGAAUUAUACUGAAACGGUGAAUAAAAACCGCAAAGGAUUACCGCAGCAGCUAAAACAACAACCAACCAUCUUUGGAACUCCCAGAUGGUUAGUUAAUAAUGAGCAGAAUAUCCUUUGCGUUUCCUGGAGGGAUAAAAAUCCAAAAAACCUUGCAUCCUACUGA